AUGCCAUCCCUCGUCUUUCGUAUUCCCGCCAUUGUGGCUUCCACCCUCACACUGUCCGAUGGCCAUCGUAUCGCCAAUCGUACGACCACCUCGACCGCGCCCGUGCGCGUCGACUACGUCGACUCGCGCGCACAAACAUCUCCAUCAUCGGACGCCUCAUCGCUGGUCACUCUGGACGACUCUUCCCAAUCCUCUCGCGAUGAAUUGCUCACGCAUCACGCUCGGCCGGUGUUGACGCUCAAAACGCGAUGCUCCUUCGACGACGUCUCGACUCGAUCGCGCGCCCGCUCGCUUACUCCGCGCCCACCGGAUAUGCCCGGACAUUACGUUCCUUCUCCCAUCGAUUCCAUUUCGGACGUCUGUGGUCGCGCUGCUGCCGUUCCCGCGGGCUCGCUUCAUCUGGAACACGUCACACGCGGCGCAGCCCAAGAGACUGGAGAAGUUGUGCGCGAUACCACGGAACGCACGCAGUACGCUCCUGCUCUUGUUUUGACACCGCCGGAUGAGUUGUCCCCGGUGCAGGAGAUGUCACCCAUUGCAGGGUGGGUCGAGGACGACAGAUUCGAGCCGACACCAGUCGCUGGAAGGCCACCCCGCUCGCCCAAUCAAGCCCAGGUCUUGUCGCCAUCGCUCGGCACAGCCAUGUCCGACCUGACUUCUGCAGGCGGAUCGAAAGGAGAUCUCGAGACGGACGGCGAUGGGGAUGGAGAAGCGCUGGAGGAUCCGCUCGGUCGGCCCAGAACUCCUGCGCAGAUGAUGGCAGAAAGGCAGAGCAGGGAAAAGGUGGUGCUGGGCACGCGAGGCGCUAGCAUCAGGGAGCUGAAUAGCGGGAGCAGACAGCAAAGGCGCGAACGUCAAGCUCGUCAGAAUGCUAGCACUCCCAGACCGCAUGCGGAGAAGGAAGCGGAGCUGGGUCAAGCCGACGUAGCGAGUGCCACAGAAUGGGACGAGAGCAGGAGCAAAACCCCCAAAGCAUUUGCUCUCGAUAACAAGAGGGGAGCUUCGACGCCCGAUUCGGCCCGACGAAUUGCGAGCGAAGUUGCGCCUAGCACGCCUUCGACUGCCAAUGCGGCCAGCUCCAAGGUAGGUCCUUCUGCCUCGCCCAUCACAACUCCUACGCCCCUCGAUGCACCUUCGCCGCGCAGAGCUACUAGAUUGAACUUCUUUGGCCGCAAGGGCCGGACGCAGGAAGGCAGUGCCGGAUCCUUGUUGGCCAGCGUUGCCGGAAGUUCGGGCACCAAUUCGGGCCACGGCAGCGCAGUGAACACGGACGACGAAGAGGUUAUGGCUUCCACGAGCGACGUUGGCAGUGUUGCAACCCCUCAAACGGCGCAGAUGCCACACAGCGCCGCCUCCGGCCUAUUCAGUCCACGGACGCCCGGCACUGCAAACUCGCUGAACCGAGCACCAAGCGGGUCGAGUAGUGCGGGAUUCUGGCGAAUCGGAAGAGGCAUGCGCAGGGACGACUCGGCUUCCAGUGCCGUUGUAGGCACAGGCAAAAAGUGGGGCGUUUCGACUCCGAACAGAGUCCCAGAAGCGUCCAGCAUUCCUGUGCCUGAAACUCCAAAGACGCCUUCUAUCAUCACUAGCGAUGUCAGCUUCGAUGAUGCGGCCAGCAUCGCCUCGAGAGCUUCCAGGCCUAGACCUUUGAGCGCGGCGGGAAGCUUUGAUGGGGCUGCUGCGCAGAGCAGCUGGGGUCGAAAGGGCAGAAAGGAGCGUGGAGCUGUUCCUGCCAUCGACGGGCCGAGAUUGCAAAAGGUACGAUCGCGCAACAAGCCUUCUAAACAACGCGAUUUCGGUCGAAUGAUGCUCGUACAGGAACUGAAUCUGGGAGCAAGCAGUAUCACCUCUCCUCCUGGCUCGCGUCGCAACUCGGAUGUCGGGGGUCGUCCGGAGCCAAGCAGACAGUCGACGGACAACAGUUCUCUGGGAAGACGAAGUUUGGGUCCCGUCGGCAAGCCGCCGAUGCAGCACAGCGACUCCAUGACGAGCAUGUCCAGCAUCGGCGCCUCGGUCCAGAGCCACGCGACCACGGCUUCCUCGACGGCGCAGAGCAACGCGGCUGCGACGUCGCGCAAGCGAGCUACGUGGGCCAUGAAGUUUAGCUUGGACGGCAAGUACUUGGCUAUUGCUGGGCAAGAUACCGUUGUGAGGGUGUAUGCAGUGCUGGACACCCCGGAGGCCCGGACAAAGGAGAUUGCGGAUGCGAGAGCGAGAGCUGCGGCUAUGUUGAAUGGUCAAGCGACAUCCACCAAUGCGGGACUUUGUCCUUUCGACGGCAAAUUGGGCGCAGCUAGCGCUUCGACUACGAGCUUGGGAACAGCAAAUGGAGGCGGUGCUUCGCGACCUGGUUCGCUUCGAACUCGUCCUAGCCUCAACUUCAACACGCCGGGGGGCAACAAUGGCGUGCCGGACCUGCCGGUCUUCUCUUCAGAGCCUGUCCGCGAGUUCCGAGGGCACACCAACGACGUGUUGGAUCUCUCGUGGUCCAAGGGCGGCUUCCUCUUGUCCGCGAGCAUGGAUAAGACUGCGCGCCUGUGGCACCUGUCCACGCCCAAUCCCCUCGUCAGCUUCGUCCACGGCGAUUUCGUCACUUCCGCCUGCUUUCACCCCAAAGACGAUCGAUUUUUCCUCAGCGGAUCUUUGGAUGGAAAGCUGAGGCUGUGGAACAUACCGCUGAAGAGGGUGCAGUGCUCUCAAGAAGUUCCAGGACUGAUCACUGCUUGCGCUUUUACCCACUCUGGCGCAACGGCUUGCGUCGGCACGUUUGCGGGCGCGGCUCUCUUCUACAAUACCGAUGGACUCACAUAUUCUAGCUCCAUUGCCGUUCGUUCGCCCUCUGGCAAGAACGCAAGAGGUGGACGGAAGAUCACGGGCAUCGAACCGAUUGCGAGCGACGGAGCCUCGGGAGAGAGGGUGCUCAUCACUUCCAACGACUCCAGAAUCCGCGCUUACAAUCUGCGCGAUAAGUCCAUGUCGGCCAGGUGGAAGGCCAACAAGACGUAUAGUAACAGGACCAGCCAGAUCCGUGCUAGCGUAGCGGAUGAUGGCACGUUCGUCGUAGCUGGUUCCGAAGCUGGUGCUGAAGGCGGCCUGGUGCAUGUUUGGGAUGUGGGCGCUCAGGCGGGCGACUCGAGAUCCCCAGUGCCCGGCACUCCGCUCAGCAUCAAGUCUCCAAAGAGCGCCACCACAUCUCUAGCACCUUCUGCCGACUCUGUGUGCGAGUACUGGACAGCGGGCGCAGGCACAGUGACUUGCGCUCUGAUGGCUCCGCUCAAGACCAACGCGCUGCUGGUGUGCGCCGAAGAUCCGAUCGCUUCGGAUGCGGCGCGCAGGAAAGCCGAUCCCACCUCUUUUGCAGCUGCGCCCUUCUCCGCUGGACUGUUUGGUCUCACCAGCCCAAACACGGUCAGCAGCGUCGUUGGACAGAGCCAUGUCAGUCCCAAUCACGAUAGACACUGCCGCAUCAUUGCCAGUGUGGACGAGAGCGCAGUGGUGAGGAUUUGGAGGAGCGACACGCACAAUGUGAUCAGGUGCUGA
This is a messenger RNA of Ceraceosorus guamensis, 3540 nucleotides long. Its product is annotated as WD40 repeat-like protein. Lineage: Eukaryota; Fungi; Basidiomycota; Exobasidiomycetes; Ceraceosorales; Ceraceosoraceae. Gene Ontology annotation, molecular function: protein binding. The record is from RefSeq and is a predicted model, not a curated record. The coding region runs from base 1 to 3540 and encodes 1179 amino acids. The transcript is spliced from 5 exons.